GUUCAUAGACCAAUCAAGUCUUAUGUUUACGCUUAUACGCUUAUGCAAAAGUGUGUGCUCCCCGCUUAACUGUGCAACAAGUAAUGCACGCUCAUUUAAUAGUUGAAACUAGUUUAUGACCUUUUGAAUAUAACAAUCUAGCUAUAAUUAGUAUCAAAACCAACCUUAAGAAAAAUAAGAAGAAUAGUUUCUGGAAAAUUGUAACGUUAAUACAAUUAUAAGUCUUUUAUAUGUGUAAAAAAUUAAGAAAUAUACAUUUAAAUUACAUUGUGCCUACUAAUAUAAACUGCAUUGUGACUACAUAAAAAGAAGAAUGGCAUAUACACAUUUGUCGAAAUUCGACGAAGAUAGACUUUUAUACGAUCUUCCAAUAAGUAUAUAUAAGAAAUUGGUCAAUAAAUUGAAUGAGAAUUUUAAUUAUCGUAAGCUGCAGGCUCAAAUAAAAAAAACAUUACCUCUUGUAACCACAAAAUUCAACAAUCAUAUGGGAGCGGAAAAUAUAUUCGAUGAACUAAGGACAAAAAUGUGUUCAGUUGGUACAUUAGGUAUAUUACUUAAAGAGUGUAAACUUGAUAGUGUUUGGUUAAUUUUAUAUCGUCCAGAGCCAAUAAUAAUUGUUAAACAUCCGUCUGAUGAUAUGGUAUGUAAUACAUUACAAUUGGCUAUUGGUGAAAAACUUCAUCUUUCUUGCAAAGCUGUUGGCACACUUCUGAGUUAUCAAUGGUAUCAUAAUAAUAUUAAGCUGCGUGGUCAGAAGAAGCGUAAACUUGAUAUCACUAUAAAUAGUUGUGAAGAUGCUGGAGAAUAUAAUUGUAAAAUUUCACAAGUUAUUGAAGGUGAAGAUGAAGAUGAAGAGGCAUUAAAUUCUGUACUGCGAACAGAGUCAGUUUUUGUGACUAUACCUUAUAUACCUGUAUGUAUGCAACAGCAACCACCCAUUUUAUUAGAGAUUGAAGAGAAUGAGGACCUUAUAAUUAAAUGUAAGGCACGCAGCCAUCCUAAACCAUGUUACCAAUGGUUCAAAGACAAUACAAUGUUAGAGGGAAAAACAUCAAAUGUAUUGCAUAUAAAACAAUCUAAUUUCAAUGUUGGAGGACAGUAUUACUGUCAUAUAAGUAAUAGCAUGAGUGAAGUAAUUACUAAAAAAACUCUUGUACUGGUUCACUCUCCUCGUGAAAAGGCAAUUGCAAAAAUAGCUUUAAUCAUUGCAAAUGAUGAAUAUGAAAAUCUUCAAUGUUUAAUGAAACCUAGAUAUGAUGCUAUGAGAAUUCAUAAUCGGUUGAAGAAGAUAGAUUUUAAAGUAAUCUGCUUUCUAAAUUUAUCACUUGAACAGAUGAGGAAUGCUAUAAAAAUAUUUAGUGAAGUUUUAACAAAAGGAGUCUAUGGAUUGUUUUACUAUUGUGGGCAUGGCUUUAAAAUGCAAGAAAGUCACAUGCUUGCUGUUGACACACCAGAAUCUUUCUUAAGGAAGGAUUCAAUUUGUGAAAGUGAAUUGUUAGCUAUGUUACAACAAAAAGAUCCUACUCUUUUAGUAACAAUAUUGGAUAUGUGUCAAACUGUACCACAAAGAGAAUGUAAUCCUGAUAUUUAUAAUGAAAUACCAGAAAUACUAGAAACAAAUAUAAACUAUAAAAGUCGGAAAAAUCUUCGAAAUUUAGUCCAAGCAUAUUCCACGUCUAGUUAUUGUCCUAGUUAUGAAAGAGAAAGUUCUCAGUCUGGAUUAUAUGCAAUGCAUCUAAGCAAUUAUAUUACUCAAAAUAUCCCAAUCAUAAAAGUAUUUGAAGAAGUAGGAAAAUCAAUAGAUAAAGUGUUAAAGGGAACAGAGCGCAAUCAAAUUCCAAUGUAUUCAACAAAUACUACUAAACACUUCCGUCUCACUGAUGCAAUUCAAAGUGAAAGAAAUCCAUCACCUAUGCUAAAUAAUUUAAAUGAGUUAAUGGCCUUUUCAAAGAAAUCUUUUGAAAUAAGAUUAAGUGAAAUUGAUAUUACUGCCAAGAUUACAGUCUCGUUAAUGAAUUCUUAUUUAAAUGUAUUGAAGGUUUCAGUGCAUUACUCGGGAGAUCUAAAACUAAGUUUUUUUACUUCUGCAACUAUAAAGUCGAAUAAUUUGUCGUGUAACGAACACGGGAAAUGUUACAUAUUUAAUCCACAAAUAUGUCAGGGACCUUUGAUUAUAAGCAUUUCCAAAAAUGGAAUUACUUAUCUACACAAAUUACAUAUUCAACAAUAUAUUCCACCAAUAUUGAAAAGACUCCAAAACUAAUAUAUAUAUAAUUGAAUGCAUAUGUGUAUAAAAUAUAAUU
Nylanderia fulva is the source of this 2303-nucleotide messenger RNA. RefSeq names its product mucosa-associated lymphoid tissue lymphoma translocation protein 1. Gene Ontology annotation, biological process: proteolysis. Lineage: Eukaryota; Metazoa; Arthropoda; Insecta; Hymenoptera; Formicidae. Gene Ontology annotation, molecular function: cysteine-type endopeptidase activity. The record is from RefSeq and is a predicted model, not a curated record.